UUUAUUCACACUUCCUGGUCCCGAAUUUGGAUAACCGCUCAGCAGGAGCUGGGGAAAGUAUAACAGUGCACAGUGGACUCACAGGACAAAUACAAGGCUUUGCCACCUGCGCAACUACCGCAGCUAGAAAGAUGUUCUGGUGAUCUGGGCUUUUGUUGUUUGCUCUGGGUGACAUGAAAUGCCGCUUUUCUCGCCACGUCGUGCCUUGUGAUUUCUGACGGGGCGACUCUACAACCAUGGCCUCGCCACUGCCCCCCUGCACAGCUGUCAGCUACUCUGCAUUGACAAUCGUCUCUCUUGUUUUCCUGCUUUCGGUGACUGCCGUGCAUUCCUCCCAAGGCGACAAGGAGCCAGUUUACCAAGGCUGUGUUACGCAAUGUGUCCGAACCAACUGCACUGGAGCUCGGCUAAGAGGUUUUCAGUCUACCCAGCCGCCGUACAUGGCGCUGACAGGCUGGACGUGUCGGGAUGACUGUCGAUAUCAGUGCAUGUGGCAAACGGUGGGACUUUACCAAGCUGAAGGCUACAGCAUCCCACAGUUCCAUGGAAAGUGGCCAUUUGCGAGGUUCCUUUGCUUCGAGGAGCCGGCCUCAGCCCUGGCAUCUUUGCUCAAUGGCCUAGCCUGUCUUCUGAUGCUGCUGCGCUACCGCAGUUCUGUGCCACGCCAGAGUCCCAUGUACUAUACCAUCACCGCCUUCUCACUGGUUUCUCUCAAUGCUUGGUUCUGGUCCACAGUGUUCCACACCAGGGAUACUUAUCUCACUGAGAAAAUGGACUACUUCUGUGCCUCUGCUGUCAUUCUUUACUCCAUCUACCUAUGCUGUGUUAGGACAUUGGGCCUGAGGAGGCCGGGGGUGUCCAGCAUGGUGGGAGUGGUGCUCAUCCUGGCUUUCACCUCCCAUGUGUUCUACCUGACCUUCAUCAGCUUUGACUAUGGUUACAACAUGGCCGCCAAUGCCACCAUAGGCAUAGUGAACCUCCUGUGGUGGCUGUGCUGGUGCUGGCAAAACCGGCGCACGCUGCCCUACUGGUGGAAGUGCGGUGUGGUGGUGAUGCUGCUUCACGGACUGGCCCUGCUGGAGCUGCUUGACUUUCCUCCUCUCUUCUGGAUCCUGGACGCCCACGCAGUCUGGCACCUCAGCACCGUGCCGGUGCACUUCCUCUUUUACAGUUUCUUGAUAGACGACAGUCUCCAUCUGCUCAACACAGAGAAGGCUGGCGUCAAACUGGAGUAGCAAGAGGUCCUCACCAGUUCACCCACGCCUCUUUUCUCACUCACCAAUCAGGGCAGCUGGGCACCAGAAUGGGGUGGAGCUCAGUCGCCAUGGUGACCUGCAUGGCACCUGUGCACACAUGAAUUCCAUCGAAGUAUAGAAUUUUUCCGUUGACUUUAUCAUGUUUCUUUCAGGGACGGGGGUUGUUGAUGAAAUUAUUGAUGAUUUUACUUUUCACAAGUUAGAUUUUUCUUGACAUAAUAGAUGUUUGCAUUCACUGAUCUUGCCUUGUAUAGAGUGAGAAACAAGGCCCCUUACUAUGUUAAUUAGUAAAAUACUGUAAAUUUACACAGAAAACUUUACGCACUUUGCAAAUCUACCGGCAAUCAAACUCAUGCAUAUCAAUUUGAUCGAGGCCUUCUAGAAAAGGGUUUGUUGUAGACUUGAGGUUAGCCCCAUUAAGUGUCACAACGGACAGACCUUCAACAGUGAUUGAAAAUGGGGAAUUUGUCCCCUUGUCAUGUAUUUUCUUUUCACUGUCAAAAAAACAUUCCGGUAUGGCGUCUAUAAGGGCAUGAUCUGAGUUCAUAAUGUACAAUCUGCAGCCCCUUGCAGCCGCCACCAAAUGGCGCCAAAACACAUUCUCUCACUGGGAUCCAAUAUGGCAUGUACCCAAGUCCGUAUGCCAAAUGAGGCCUAACAGACAGACCGGGGAAUGAGAGAGGUGCCCCUCUGUCACGGAGGGGUUCCAGUGGAUUGUUCUGGAGAGAGGGGGGCAGGCGGACCGGAGAGCAUUUUUGGAGCCCGUUUAAGCUGACAGCGUUUUUUUUUUUUGCCAUCACAUUGUUAUUGUUACGCCUAUGCUACUUCCAUCGCUGCUCUUUUUACUUAUUGUUCUUUUCAGCAGUUUUUUCAAUUGUAUUCUUUAUUGGUUGCCUUUUAUGAUUUUUGACACAUUGUCCUGUUAAUUGUUUGUGUCUUGGUUAUGACCACAUUGCUCAAUGUAUUUUUAAUUUUUUUAUUUCUUGAUUUUCGAGUGGGUCUAAUUUAUGUUCACCUGGAUGGCCUUUUGAAGAGGAGAGUAAGAAGUGUGUGUGUGUGUGUGUGUGUGUGUGUGUGAGAGAGUGUGUGUGCAAAGACAAAUAUAAUAAUGUGAACAGGGAUGUGCACUGCAAUGAACCAACUGAACUUACACAAAUGUGGAUCAGAAAAGGGGGUCAGAUAACACCUGGUGUAGCUUUGAUUAGCUACCAAUGUACUGUAAUUGAAUAGUACAAGUACAGUACAAAGGAAAUGCAUUUAAAUAUGUAACAAUGUCAGGGACAUUCCCACAGGGCCUGUGGGAUGCAGGUCUAUGAGGACAUGUGGGCACAAGAUAUAGGAAAUCCUGACAAAUCGGUUCCCACAAUGUUUUUUUUUGUCUGGUCCCCACUAGGAAAAAUGUGAAUAUUACAGUUUGGUAAUACAGUUUGGUCUGGUCCCCACUAGGGUAAAUAUUACAUUUGGGCAUAGUGUUAGAAUUGGGGUUACUUUUAUGUUUAGGCUUUAUGGAUUAGGGUAAACAUUAGUCAAAUGUUAGGUAAUGUUAAUCAUUUAACAAGUUAGGAUAAGUUUCAGGGUUAGGGAACAUAGAUUUCUAGGUUUCUAAUCGCAACAAGGAUAGAAAAACAACUGUGUGCGUGCGCAUGUGCCCCCUGUUCUGUGUAUCUUUGGUUGCACCAGUGGUCUCAAUAUCACACACUCCAUGCUAAGAUGGUACCACAUAUCUCUUGAGAGUAUUCUGGCACUCUCCACUUUGGCCUUACAUGUAUCACCCCACAGUGUUUGUACACAAACUACUCACAAGCAUACACUUGUGUGCAUUACACUUUUUUAAGCUUAUUACCUGUCUUUUGCCACUUUGGACCAUCUGCCCUUAUGUCUCAAGACAAAACAUUGUCAACUUGACUGUAAUGGCUUUAAGUCAACAUACAACUGUGUGUGUGCGCGCACGUGCGCAUGAGUGACAUGCAUUUAGCUGAGUGUGGACAUUUGGAAAUGCUGUCCAUGCCUUUUUCAGCACAUGAACUAUGAAGAGUAUGUAUUGCACGUCUCUUCCCAAGGUCUGAUGCUAUUGCUGCCGGUAACUAUGAUGAAGAUGUGUGUGAUAACACGGUACAGUUGUUGUUAACGCCCGGUGUGUCAGAUCUAUGUGUGUCAUACUCUACCCUUGUACUAGACCCCUAAUGCGUCAGAGGUGUGUGUGUGUGUGUGACCAUGGGUAUAUAUAGAUUCACUGAGAGCCAAAGAGAGGAGAGAGCUACUGAUAUGGAGGGGGUGGAAUCAGGAGUAGUAGUGUUUACAGGAAAAUCAGAAGUGACAGAGAGGACUUGUUUAUCAGCUUAAAAACAAAAGAUUUUCUUUCCGAAUCAUAUAAUUUGCUUUGGUUUAGCAUUUGCUGUACACACCCGUUUAAAAGCAGUUGAAGUUAACCGUGUGUUAUUGCCUGAGGCGAAUAUACCCUUUUGCUUGAGUAAACUGCUGUAGACUGAUUUGAACAAGGUUAUUUAGUUAACUGGAAAUGAAUACGAACAAGGCAGAAAACUGGGACAUCUUUUAUCAGUGGCACUUGAAAAUGUGUUUUACGUACUCCCUAUUUUGUAUUACCUGUUGUAAAUGUAAGAGUGAGAACUAGGUUAUUAGUUAGGAAUAAAUACAGUGCACUAAUACUUCUACUUUAUCCAGGAAGCCAGUCCGUAACCUUUAUGUACCCUCUUUGGAAAUCAAGAGUGUUACAAACAAGCAAACACCUUGGGCUAUAUUCAGAUAUGAAAUAAAAUGAUACAUUUAUUCAGACAAAACCUCUAAUAGAGCUGCCAUGAUCCCCAGUCAACCUGGCAGACAAUCGUAUCACUUCCACUCAUUCAAUUUCUAUGUGAAUGUUUUGUAAUGUUCCACCUACCUGAACAGGCCUCUAUUUUAACUACUUGCAGGAACUCUUGUUAUGAUCCCAGAUGACAACUCACUAAAGUCCUCGCUUGUGACUCAAAUGGCACCCUAUUCUGUAGCGCACUACUUUUGACUAGGGCUCAUAGGGGAAGUGGUGCGCUUAGAGAAUUGGGACUCAAACACAACUCCCCACUGCCUGCUGCCCUGUGCACCACACCCUCUCACAGAAUGAAUAUCUACUUUUAAAUCACAUGUCAGAGUUGUUAAAAAAAGCUUUAUGAAUAGAACUAAUAAAGUGUGCUUGGGUACAAAAAGGA
Messenger RNA from Esox lucius (northern pike), 4459 nucleotides. It is a transcript of the gene pgap3, whose product is annotated as post-GPI attachment to proteins phospholipase 3. The transcript has 8 exons. Gene Ontology annotation, cellular component: endoplasmic reticulum membrane. Gene Ontology annotation, molecular function: hydrolase activity, acting on ester bonds. The record is from RefSeq and is a predicted model, not a curated record. Gene Ontology annotation, biological process: GPI anchor biosynthetic process. Bases 237 to 1235 code for a protein of 332 amino acids. Lineage: Eukaryota; Metazoa; Chordata; Actinopteri; Esociformes; Esocidae.